Neoarius graeffei (lesser salmon catfish) is the source of this 4248-nucleotide messenger RNA. RefSeq names its product StAR related lipid transfer domain containing 13a (gene stard13a). Lineage: Eukaryota; Metazoa; Chordata; Actinopteri; Siluriformes; Ariidae. The coding region runs from base 267 to 3572 and encodes 1101 amino acids. Gene Ontology annotation, biological process: actin cytoskeleton organization; signal transduction; regulation of Rho protein signal transduction. Gene Ontology annotation, molecular function: protein binding; lipid binding; GTPase activator activity. The transcript has 14 exons. The record is from RefSeq and is a predicted model, not a curated record.
GAUUAAAGUCGACUCCAUAGGUAUGUGUGUGUAUGUGUUUGUCAGUGUGAGAAAAGGUCUUAAUGCUACUCCCACUUUGAGUGGAAGUGAGUUUCUCAGCACUGUGGAAUGUGGAACAGCUGCGUUUUACUAUGUGAAAGCUGAAGGAGUGUCCUGGAGAUAAGACGCACGGAAAGACAGACACCUCCAUAGGUAUCCACAGCUUUCUGUGGACACUGGUAACAGAGAGAGAGAGAGAGAGAGAGAGAGAGAGAGAGAUAGAUGUAAUGACACUGGAAUUACCAGACAAGUGUAUGGACACUGAGUGUUUUGGGAACAUGACACCUGAGACUCAAGAUAUUUACCUGAGGCUGGACAGUCCCCACAGGCGAUCCGGAUUGCGCUUGGCCAGAAUCCUUGCCCGUCAGCAGCUGGUCCAGAAGAUAGAGCAAGAGAUUGAAGCAAAGGAGGCAUGUGAUUGGUUGAGAGCAGCAGGAUUUCCACAGUAUGCUCAGCUCUAUGAAGAUUAUCAGUUUCCUAUUGACAUACCUGUGGUGGAAAAGGACCAUGACUUCCUGGAUAAAGAUCUGGUGGAGCCCCUGUGCCGGCGGCUUCAGACUCUAAACAAGUGUGCCUCCAUGAAACUGGACGUCGGCUUUACUAAGAAGAGAAGCGAGGACUCGGAUGAGGACGACCUGCUGGCCAUCAGCAACAGAUGGACAUUUGAGUGGAACAGCCGCCGCUGGUCUCGCCUGCAGGACGUCGACCUCAUCCUGGGGGCAAGAGAUCGGCGGAGGACUGUGAGCAGUGAAAGUGUCCUGACCGAUCUGAGUGAACCUGAGAUCUGCUCGCUGCACAGUGAGGACUCACUGUCUGUCAUGCCUGAGUCUGCAUCCUUCAGCCCACUAAGCAUGCACCAGUACCAAGACCUGCCUCGCUACAACACGCUUCCUGCAAAGAGCGGUAGACACGGGCGCACACGCGCCAAAGACUUCCUUCGGCGGAUGGAGACUCUGGGCCGCUCAUGGGGGGCAUUGCGGGCAUGUCCAGAGCGGCGUUCUAUGACAAUUAGUGGGCCGAUUCUGCAGAGUGAACCGGAGGCUCUACGAACACUACGCUGCAUCCAAAUUUUUAAUGGAGAGCCAGGUGAUCCUGAAAACACACCCACUGCUAGCAACUGCCCAUCCAUUUUCACUACCAGUAAGGAGGCGAGCCAGUCUGAGACCGAUGAAAGCAUUGAGAGCACACCCAACUUGAAGGAGCAUAUUCCAGAAGCACACAAUCCCAGCAAGCAUGCAGGCAUGUAUCUGGAAAAUCUGGAAGUGUUUUCGCAUGACACCCAGAGGAGGAAAUCAGUCGAACAAAAUUGCAGGAAUGAAUUUCAUUCCUAUGAGGAUCUGAUGGUACACAUCCCAAAGGACCACAAACCUGGGACUUUUCCCAAAGCACUGUCCAUAGAGAGUUUGACUCCAGCCAAUGGUGAGGGAGGGAAAUGGAGGGCUCAAGAAUCACAGCAGCAUCAGCAACUGAGGAACAGGAAAUGGGCAGGGCGAGAGAACCGACCCAUGACACGCUGCUGCCCACGAAGCAGCCGCAUUAGCAUUUAUGACAACGUACCAGGUUCACACUUGUAUGCCAGCACUGGAGAUCUGAUGGACCUCGAGAAGGAGGAAGACCUGUUCCCGCACCUGGAUGACAUCCUGCAGCACGUGAACGGCCUGCAGCAAAUCGUGGAUCACUGGUCCAAAAACGUGUUGCCUGAGGGAGAAGGAGAGAGGGAUGGGGGGCGGGACCAUGCAAUGAAGGAUGCUCAGUCUUCCAGUCAGAUAACAUUGGAUUUUGAAGGGACCUCAGUGAACACACCUAGUGAUGGAGACAGAGAUGGAGUGUCUUUGAACGAAACAGAUGCUUCAAGCACAAGAGAGAGGCGGGACUCAGGCGUUGGUGCUUCGCUCACUCGGCCUCGUCUCAGGUGGCCCAGCUUCAGGAUGUCCAAUCGCCUCAGCCAAUCAGGAACUUCAUUACAAAUCUCCAGCCAGUCAGCAGGUCAGCUCAGCUUGUUGCAGAAGUUCUCACUGCUGCGCCUUACAGCCAUCAUGGAGAAAUAUUCAAUGUCCAAUAAGCAUGGCUGGACAUGGUCAGUGCCAAAGUUCAUGAAGCGGAUGAAGGGACCAGAGUACAGGGAUAAGAGUGUGUAUGGAGUGCCUCUGCUUGUCCAUGUGCAACGCUACGGCCAGCCUCUACCUUUCUGCCUGCAGCUAGCACUACGCUACCUCCGGAGGCAAUGCCUCGACCAGGUGGGGCUAUUCCGUAAGUCUGGGGUGAAGUCUCGGAUCCAGACUCUGAGACAGAUGUGUGAGAGUUCUCCAGAGAGUGUAGACUAUGAGGAUCAGUGCGCAUAUGAUGUAGCCGACAUGGUGAAGCAGUUUUUCCGAGACCUUCCUGAGCCACUGCUCACCAGCAAACUCGGAGAGACCUUCCUCCAUAUAUAUCAGUACGUCCCCAAAGAGCAGCGCUUUCAGGCAGUGCAAGCUGCCAUUAUGCUAAUGGCAGAUGAGAACCGCGAAGUGCUGCAGACCCUGCUCUGUUUCCUGAGUGAUGUCACUUCUUCUGUAGAGGAGAACCAGAUGACCCCGAUGAACCUGGCUGUGUGCCUCGCGCCAUCUCUCUUUCAUCUGAACAUUAUGAAGAAAGACAACCUUUCACCAAGGUCAAUCCAGCGGAAGUAUGCCACAGGACGUCCUGACCAAAAGGAUCUUAAUGAGAAUCUCGCUGCCACACAGGGGCUUGCACACAUGAUCACUGAGUGCAACCAGCUCUUUGAGGUCCCUCAGGAGAUGAUUGCUCAGUCAAGGAACUCGUACAUGGAGGCUGAGGUACUAGCGCCCCCUCUAGACGACCUGUGCAAACAGCUACAGCUGCAUGUUGAAGAAGAGGAGGAGGAAGAGGAGGAGGAGGAAGGCUCUUAUCGCUGCCACAUGGAGGGACUGAUCCAGAACCUGCUAAAAGAGGCCAGAGACAAGGCCAAGUACUGGGUGAGCCAACCGACCAUCGACAGCGUGGAGCUCGCAUUCAAAAAGGUGGGUGAUGGAACUCCACUGCGGCGGUGGCGCAUCUCAGUUGAAGUGGAGGCUCCACCAUCUGUGCUGCUUAACCGGGUUCUGCGAGAGCACCACCUGUGGGACAGCGACCUCCUACAGUGGAAAGUUCUGGAAACACUGGACAAGCAGACUGAAGUGUAUCAGUAUGCUCUCAACAGCAUGGCCCCUCACCCCAGCAGGGACUUUGUGGUACUCAGGAUGUGGCAGACAGACCUACCAAAGGGUGUGUGCGCAUUAGUGGCAGUUUCUAUCGACCAUGAUGACAGUGCACCUAUGGGAGGGGUUCGGGGCAUCGUUCUAGAGUCACACUACCUGCUUGAGCCCUGUGGGUCUGGAAAGUCGAGGCUGACGCACAUCUGCAGAGUGGACCUCAAGGGGAAGUCUCCUGAGUGGUAUAACAAAGCCUUUGGUCAUAUAUGUGCUGCCCAGGCAGCUCGCAUUCGCAAGUCCUUCCAACCUCUGGACACUGAAGGCCCCGAGACCAAGAUCUGACCUGGCUAUGGAAUAUGGCCUGGAGUCCAGGGUUUUGAACCAGGAUCAAGGUUACAAACAGUGUUGAUAUUGGGGUUGGGUUUGUACCAGGAUCACAUUAUGGACCAGGGUUUGAACAAGGAUCAGGGUUUAGUCUAGGACCAGGAUCAGAAACAGGCUUAGGAUCAGGUCUUGAACUAGAAUCAAGGAUUGGCUUCUGUGACAAAUUUUUUAUGCUGCAGGUAGUGAAGUAACACGAAGAGGAAGGUGAGAAAGUAAAGUGUUUGUUUGAAUGAGAAUGUAAAGAUAUCUCUUUAGUAAGUGUCAAUACUGGAAAUGCAAGAAUGAUGAACUACUCAAGAGGGAUUCACGAGAAACACUGAUGCGAAGUUGAAUACCGCCCCUGUGAAGGUAUUUAAUCAUCCAUUUCAUUUGAAUAUCUAGUACUAGUCAAGAUAACUGGACUUGUGGUAUACUCGAAAGAUGAAUCUUAUAGUCUAAAGGCAUUUCACCACAGACUUGAGUAUUUUUGACUUACUGCUAUCAGAAGUGUGUAACUCGUAUCUGAUGACAGUUAUUUACUCUACAGUAGUUUUAUCAGGCAUAAGAUGAAAGGAGGGCACUUACAACCCCAAUUCCAAAAAAAGUUGGGAUGCUGUGUAAACUGUAAAUAAAAACAGAAUGUGAUAAUCUGCAA